AUGUCACUCCUUUCCUCCCUUCGAUCCAAUCAUCAUCAUCAUCAUCAUCAUCAUCAGUUGAAGAGAACAGGAAUGGGCGUUGCAUUAACACCGUUUCUUCCCAGUCUCCCUUCAAUUUCCACUUCCACCCACAAUCGCAGUUUCAUCGUUGCUCCAUAUAGUACCCGUCGCAUUCACAUUACGAUAAAAUGCGUGAAGUUAGAUAAUGCAGAUACUGAAUCAGAAGCAACGAUAAUGUGCGAAGCUUGUAACGGAAAAGGAUGGUUAGUUUGUGAUUUUUGUGAAGGCCAAAAGACUAACGUCAAAGCACAGAACAACCGUAUCUACCGUCGUUGUCCCUCCUGCAAAGCCGUUGGAUGUGUACUCUGUUCGAAGUGCAAGGUUUUUAAAUGCGUCACUUUUCCUGAUUUCAACGACUCUCCGAUUAAUUAA
Molecule: messenger RNA, 432 nt
Organism: Lathyrus sativus (Indian pea)
Lineage: Eukaryota; Viridiplantae; Streptophyta; Magnoliopsida; Fabales; Fabaceae
Source: the annotation of a GenBank genome assembly